AUGAACAGGACGAGGAGCAUUUCUCGUGACGAGAAAGGCAGGAGGCUUAUCCAGGCGGCUCAGGGCGGUGAAACGGAAGAGCUGAGGGCUCUGCUAGCAGUGGGGGCAGACGUGGGGUCGAUGGACGACGACAGGAGGACCGCUCUGCAAUGGGCAGCGUGGGAGGGACACGAGGAAGCGGUGACGUAUCUACUGGAGAUUGGAGCAGAGGUGAAUGCCCGGAACAUCAGGCACAACACGCCUCUGCACUCAGCCGCAAGUGCUGGCCAUGCGGCUGUGGUGAGGCUGCUUAUGAGGGCCUCUGCUGACGCCAACAUCAGAAAUAUAUCGGGAUAUACGCCGCUGCACUGGGCGGCACAAGAAGGCCACUUACAAGGGGCGACUGUGCUGCUGGAGUUUGGAGCCAACAUGGAGGCUAGGGACGAUGAGGGGAAUAUACCCCGUCAACUUGCCAGGAACAACAACCAUCAGCAACUGCUACAGUUGCUAACAUGA
Schistocerca serialis cubense is the source of this 495-nucleotide messenger RNA. RefSeq names its product 26S proteasome non-ATPase regulatory subunit 10-like. The record is from RefSeq and is a predicted model, not a curated record. The transcript is spliced from 2 exons. The coding region runs from base 1 to 495 and encodes 164 amino acids. Gene Ontology annotation, molecular function: protein binding. NCBI's taxonomy places the organism in Eukaryota, Metazoa, Arthropoda, Insecta, Orthoptera, Acrididae.